AUGACGUGGAAAAGCUCGACCAAUUCGGUUUGUGUUGGAUGCCUUAUUGAAGUGGUAGGACGCAAGUUCAAGGUGAACCUCAUUUGCUUGUCGUUUGAGGGACUAGAUGUGAUACUAAGGAUGGAGUGGCUGUCAAACAAUCACGUUGUAAUUGAAUGUGAGCGGCACAAUGUGGUAUUCCCGGAAGUUGAAUGGUUGGCACUGAUAUUUACCCGAGAGGCCCUAAAGGAGAUGACAAAAGGAGCUACUUGCUUCAUGAUAGUGGUUCAAGUAGAGAAGAAGAGUACAGUUGACCAGAUCCAGAGUAUACCAGUAGUUGAGGAAUAUGCUGAUGUAUUCCCAAAUGAAGUCCCCAAAUUACCGUCGAGCAAGGAUAUAGAUUUCACUAUUAAUCUAAUCCCUAGAGCCAAGUCAAUAUCUGUCACACCAUUUAGGAUGGCAUCGAGAAAAUUAGCAGAGUGGAAGAAGCACAAGAUUUUCUAG
Messenger RNA from Vigna unguiculata (cowpea), 483 nucleotides. RefSeq lists its product as uncharacterized. Lineage: Eukaryota; Viridiplantae; Streptophyta; Magnoliopsida; Fabales; Fabaceae. The record is from RefSeq and is a predicted model, not a curated record.